AUGGAUGAAUCGUCGUCACCAGCAGCGGAAUCUCCCGCCGUCCUGCGCCAAGCCGGUCUUCUCGAAAAAUUCCAUAUCAUUCGUUCCUCAAUCUCGUUCUAUAACAACGUAAUUGUCUCUGCAAGCUAUUCUUCACCAAAUCCUCUGUCUCCAGACCGUUUAAUACGUGCUCUACACACCGUCUUAUCUGCCCAUCCAAGUCUUUCCGUUGGUAUCCAACUCUCGGAAGAAUCAACAGGCACGCCGUCAUUCAUUCGCCUCCCCUCGAUCAAUUUUAACAAGAGCGAGAAAUUUAUAAUAUGGGAAUCUUCAUCGACAUCGCCGGGUCAUGCAAAAGAAUACAAAGAUCUACUUUGUAGGCUUCAUAAUACUCCAUUUGCCAAUGAGGAUCUUACUACCUUACCGCUCUGGAGAAUCGGAGUGUUGAAACGUUCGUAUAAUACACCAACGGCUCAUGAUUCGGAAACGAAUUCGGAAGGAAGGAUUGACUAUGAAAUUGCGUUCAGUGUCCACCAUGCUAUUGCAGAUGGAUUAUCUUGUGCUGCAUUCCACUACUCUCUUGUCAAUGCUUUAAAUAGCGUUGACGAGACUAGUGGUUCCGAAGUCAACUGGGACAUCUACACCCCACCGAAAGACCUCAAGUUACUCCCUUCAAUGGAUGAAGUCCUCGAUUUCGGUAUGGGUCUUAAAACCGCGGGCAAAGUAGCUGGAUUCGUCGGAAAGUCCAUAUUACCAUCCUUCAUGCACAAAACGUUUUGGGCUGCCGGAAAGGUUCCUGAAAAAUUAUCCCCGACGAAAAUUGACGUGUUGACAUUCGAACCCUACGUACUAGAGAGUUUGAUCAAAACUUUACGGGCGAAAAAGGUCAGCUUGACAGCUUUCUUGACAUAUGCGGUUGCGAAUUCGCUGUUUAGUAUCAUGAAAACUUUGGAGAAAGAUGAAUUUGCGAAGAUUAAGUAUGUGAAAGUUAGUGUGCCGAUGAGCUAUCGAAAGAACGCUGGAUGGGAUAAUACUGUUAUGUCGGAUUUUGUAGGGGCUAUAAACUGGGAUAUUGCGAAGUUUAAGUCGUUAGAAGGGGAGGUUAGCGGGAUGAAAAAGUUGACAGCGGAACUCAAGAAAGAAAGCACCGUUACCAGAGACUCUGAAGUCGGCCUAAUCGCCUUAGUCGGGGAUUUAGCUGGGUUCUUCAAAGGACAAGUUGGCAAAGAUAGAGAGUUGACGUUUGAGGUAUCAAAUCUGGGAGUUUUGGAUCCAGGGAAGAUUGGAGAUCUGAAAAAGAAGGAACAGGAGAAGGAACAAGAGAACAAACAGGAAAAGGAAGGUGGGGAAGGAAGCAAAACAGCAACAAAGGAGUCUGAGGGAUGGAAGAUUGAGGAGGCACUGUUCAGCCAGAGCGCCUCCGUGCCAGGGCCCGCAUUCUCGGUAAACGCCGUAACUGUCAACGGGAGCAUGAGAAUUGUGGUGCAAUGGAUGGAAGGAGUAUUCAAAGAUGAUGUUAUGGAAGCCUUGGUGAAAAGUUUGAAUAGCUCUCUACCAGAUUUUUCUAAGUAG
Molecule: messenger RNA, 1551 nt
Organism: Orbilia oligospora ATCC 24927
Lineage: Eukaryota; Fungi; Ascomycota; Orbiliomycetes; Orbiliales; Orbiliaceae
Exons: 2
Coding region: 1-1551 (516 amino acids)
Molecular function (GO): N-acetyltransferase activity
Source: RefSeq, a predicted model, not a curated record